Daucus carota subsp. sativus is the source of this 8185-nucleotide messenger RNA. Its product is annotated as protein BREAST CANCER SUSCEPTIBILITY 2 homolog A-like. Lineage: Eukaryota; Viridiplantae; Streptophyta; Magnoliopsida; Apiales; Apiaceae. Gene Ontology annotation, biological process: regulation of DNA-templated transcription; double-strand break repair via homologous recombination. The coding region runs from base 1174 to 1611 and encodes 145 amino acids. The record is from RefSeq and is a predicted model, not a curated record. The transcript is spliced from 41 exons.
GAAAUUAGUGGUCUCUCGGUGCUAUAAAUAGAACCGGCUCGUUAAAGAAACGUUACUCUGUUCAUAAAGAGAGAGAGUUAGGGGGAGAGAAAGAGUUGCGGAGAGUGUCAGAGUUAGAGAAAGAGUUUGAGGCAUAGAGUUGGAGAGAGUCAGAGGGAGAGUUGGAGGAAGAGAGAUGCAGAGUUGGAGAGAGAGGCAAAGUUAGAGAGAGAAAGAGGCUGAGGAAGAGAGAGAGUCCGAGAGAGAUUGAAUUAGAGAGAGAGAGAGAGAGAGAGAGUGAUUUAGAUGCACAGAGCUACAGAGAGAUGCAAUUAUUAUAUCAUUACUCAAUUUCUUGAUUUCUUGUUGUAUGUUUGUGGUUUUGUUAAUUGUUAAUGAGUUUGGGAUUUGAAGAAAACGGGGUUCAAAGAUUUGUGUUUGUGUAUGAAUCAUGUUGGAUUUUCUUUAAGUUGUUGCAUCUUUAACAGGCUCUGUUAUAUAUAAUUUUUUUUUGGGCUUGAUGUUUUUGAUCGAUAGACUCGUAGUGGAUAAAGAUAAUCUUUAGCGGGGUUUAUGUAUGGGUAUUAUUUGUCUCUGAGUGUGUUUUAUAUGGGUAUUUGAAUGUGUUUUGCUUUAAUUUUAAUCGAAACAGAUAAAUUGUAGAGGGCUUCUUUCAUGUGUGUAUUAGUGAGUAUGGGGUUUCUGGUGUGUGAAUAUUAUAUGUUUGAUAUCUGUUUUCUUGCUUCCGGCCAAAUCACAGGAGAUUAUUACUGGCUAAGCCUGUUCACAUAAUUUCUUGAUUUUAGUCGGGUCAGGUUGGGUUGCCUUCAUUAGGUAAUUUUAUGUGCGUGUGUGUGUUGAGUUCUCUCUUCUGGAUUAGUUUGAUUCGAAUCGAGAAUUGUGUUUGUAAUUAUGUUUUUGACCUUUGUUGAUGAUAAAGUACUUCUAAUCUGAGUUUGAUUUAGAUUUUUUCUUGUAGAAAAUAAUAUAUACAUUAAUAUAUUGUUAGUAAAUUUAUUUCACGUGGUUGUUUGGGAAUUUCAGAGUUAAUACUUUGAUUUCUGUAUUGACAGUUGGUGGACAAGAAUCCAUAUAAGGCAAUUUAUAUUUUGAGGACUGUGAUAAAUGUUGGUGAUCGAGUUGAUAGAUCUUUAAAAGACAUGGCAAUUGUGAUGAAACAGUUGGACGGACCCGAUGAGGCGAUUCAGUUGGGUUACAAAUAACUAUAAGUGGAUUGUCUUGAAGCUUGCAUAUAAUGAAAGAUAUCUGACCUUUUGUAAUGUGAUGGAAGAAUUAAAAUACAGAUACGAGAGAGAAGUAAAUCAUGGACAUCGAUCAGCGACUAAAACAAUCUUAGAAGGAGAUCUACCACCAUCUUCUGUACUGGUACUUUGCAUAUCGUCCGUCCAGACAAAUACCGAGGCAAUGACCGAAAAUAUCUCUAACUCACAUGGAGUUGAUAAAAGUACAGUUGCAAAUGUGGAAUUAACAGAUAGGUGGUCUGCAGUGAAUGCGGUACUGGAUGCACCAUUGUCUAAGAAGCUGGCCUCUGGGAUACUGUUUGUCAGACAAAAACAUAAGUGCUUAUGCUGUCUGAAGAUCCUCUGGAACAGGACUAUGUGGCUGGGCUAGCCCAGUUUCACAUCUCGAGGUAGUCCCUAAAUGUUCAUUUUAAAAUAUAAGAAUCGAGUUUAUUCUUUAUGGUUUCCCAAAUCCUCCUUUCUUUAUAAUUAGGCGCCAAGCAUAGUCAGCUUAGUUUUGCACAUUAAUGGAACUUACCGAAGUCAUUGGGCUCCUAUAAACAUGAUCAGAGUUAUACUUGUAGCAUUUUUUCUCAAAGUUCACACAUUGAACAAAGUAUGUAUAAUCAGGUAAGAGUUGAUGUGCUUCGCUCGCAUUUUACUGUAUCAAGAGGGUUGGAGUAGUUCCCAUCACAUUUGUCGGAAUAUAAAGAAUAUAACUUGUUCUAUAUUGGGAAAGGUUUAUUUUACUGCACAGUACUUUGGUCGAAGUCCCAUUCGAGUAAUAGUAUAUAAAUUAUCUGUUAAAAGGUAAGAGCUUUGCUAUCUAUUAAUUGCACUUUAAGUGACAGGGAAUACACUAAAAGAUCUGAGAGGAUGGAAGCUAAUAUGCAGCAGCUACAUAACUAAAGGCGCGGAUGUUGCAGAAGGAGUUAUGUCUGAGUUACAGAAGGUAGAUACAGUUAUACUUAUAAACCACAGCCGUAAAAAAGUGGCAGAAAUCUUGAGAUUCUCUAAGCAUCCGCUGAACCAGAAAUUCUGAUGAAUGGGAUGAGUUACCAUGAAAUUAGAGUUGGGUUACAAAUCACUAUAAUUGGAUUGUCUAGAAGCUUGCAUGCAAUGAGAAAUAUCUGACCAUUUGAAAAGUGAUGGAAGAACUGAAAUACAGGAGUAGGACUAUCUGGCUGGACUGGCCCAGUUUCACCUGUUGAGGUGCCGAGCACAGUCAACAUGGUUUUGCGCAUUAAUGGAACUUGCAGAAGUCCCUGGGCUGCUGAUCGUUUGGGUUUUUAUAAGCAUUAUCUGGGUUAUACUUGUAACUUUUUUUCUCAAAGUUCUAACGCAUUAAAUGAACUAUGUAAAAUCAGGUAAGAGUGGUUGUGCCUCCCUAGCGUUUGACUGUAUAGAGAGUGGUGGAGUAGUUCCCUGCACAUUUGUCGGAAUAAAAAGAAUAUACCUUGUUCUAUAUUGGAAAAGGUUUAUUUUACUGCACAGUACUUUGGUUGAAGUCCCAAUCGAGUAAUAGUAUAUCAAAUAUCUGCUAAAAGGUAAGAGCUUUGCUAUCCAUUAUUUGCAUGUUAAGUGACAGGGAAUGCGCUGAAAGAUCUGAGAGGAUGGAAGCUAAUAAGCAGCAGUUACAUAACCAAAGGCGCGGAUGUUGCAGGAGUUAUGUCUUAGUUACAGAGGGCGGAUGCAGGUAUACUUGUAAAAAGUGACGAAAGUGAAAAAGCGCAAAAAAUCUUAAGAUUCUCUAAGCAUCGACUGAACCAGAAAAUCUGAUGGCUGGAUGAGUUCAAAGCAACUAAAAUCUUUGUCUGUUUAUCAAACUAGAGCUUCUUUGUAAUGUUAAUGUAGAAAAGUUAAAUUUAUAUUUGGUAUGAUUUGGAAACAAGGAACUCAAACAUGCAUCAAUCUACUAAAGAAGCUUUUAAAAAUUCUGGUCUAAAUGGGAGGGAUGUCACCCCAUUUACGAGAUUGAUUGUAGUCUGGUUAACCACUAAAUUGGUCAGGAGAAGUGUUACCCGCGAAAAAGCUUGCUUCCGAUUUCAAACUCGACUGAGCAACAGGUGGAUUUACUCUGUGACAUGCAUACGCUGUUUCAGGGAUUGUAGCAUUUAGUUAUGGUUCAGGUACCACCAAAAGGCGGUAGUUAUUUUCCUCGGCCAUUGAACAGUAUCAGUAAGUCCCAUUUUCUUUUGACCUGCCUCUAGAUCCUUUAUCUAGUAGGUCACAACUGUCCUGGGCAGGCCUGUUUCAAACCGCGGAAACCUGUAUUGUUGUACAUUUUCGAUGAAGUUCCUCUCUCCAGGUUGGUUUUUGUAAUAUCAUUAGGAGAGGAAAUGACCGAAUGAAUCAUAUCUGGGUGGCGGCAAUCACAAAAAUUUGGACUACUGCUUAGGUUAUGAACAUAGACAUUACAUUCGCCGAGAAGGUGCUGCGGUUGCUUAUCCAAAGCAAGCUGAAGUUUCAAGAUUGAUGCUAGCUAUGGCAUAUAGCAAAAAGUUACAACUAAUGGAGCUCCUCAGCUCGACUUUUUCUGUUUGCUGCAUACCAUUUUGUGGCAUCUUGUGUAGAUGAGGAACAAACAAGGCUUUACUUGUCCUGCAUUUGGCUCACGAAAUGCUUCACAGCGCAAAGAAACUUAUCCUGCAACAUGUAUGGAGAAGAUCUAGAUCUGCUCAAAUCUUUGGACAGAACGGUCAUGUAAUUGUGAGGCAGUGUUAUUAUUGAAGUCCAGUACCAGGGGAAUGUGAUGCAUAUUUGGCAAAAGAAGCUACGAAGUUGUUAACCGUAAACAAGCUGGUUUUUGUAAUAUCAUUAGGAGAGGAAAUGACCGAAUGAAUCAUAUCUGGGUGGCAGCAAUCACGAAAAAUUUGGACUACUCCUUAGGUUAUGAACAUAGACAUUACAUUCGCCAAGAAGUUUCUGCUGUUGCUCCUCAAAAGAGGGCUGAAGUUUCAAUUUUGGCAGAGGAACGAACGAGGCAGAGGAACGAACGAGGCUUUACUUAUCCUGCAUUUGUCUCACGAAAUGCUUCACAGCGCAAAUAAACUUAUCCUGCAACAUGUAUGGAGAAGAUAUAGAUCUGCUCAAAUCUUUGGACGUUCAUGUAAUUUUGAGGUUGGUUUUUGUAAUAUCAUUAGGAGAGGAAGUGACCGAAUGAAUAUUAUCUGUUUGGCAGCAAUCACGAAAAUAUGGACAACUCCUUAGGUUAUGAACAUACAUCACAUUCCCCGAGAUGGUGCUGCUGUUGCUUCUCAAAAGUGGGCUGAAGUUUCAAGAAUUGUAUGCAUAGUGUUAUCCUGUUACUGUAUGUGUGCUUCUGGUUUUCUGUUCACUCACUUUAAUACUGAGUUGAAUUUUGCGUGGUUCUUGGAGACUGUUGAGAAACGCAAACAAAAGAUUUUUAUCUGUUCUUUUGAUUGGAAAAAUAAUUAUCCUCUCAAUGUAUUCUAAUUGUACUUCUAGAUGCUUGCUAUUUGGAAUAUAGCAAUAUGCUACAACUAAUGGAGCUCCCCAGCUCGACAUUUUCUGCUUGUUGCAUAUAAUUUUGUGGCAUCUUUUGUUGAUGAGGAACGAACAAGGCUUUACUUAUCCUGCAUUUGUCCCACGAAAUGCUUCACAGCGCAAAGAAACUUAUUCUGCAUCAUGUAUGGAGAAGAUCUAGAUCUGCUCAAAUCUUUGGACAGGACGGUCAUGUAAUUGUGAGGCCGUGUUAUUAUUGAAGUCCAGUACCAGAGGAAUGUGAUGCAUAUUUGGCAAAAGAAGCUACGAAGAUGUUAACCGUAAACAAGUUGGUUUUUGUAAUAUCAUUAGGAGAGGAAAUGACCGAAUGAAUCAUAUCUGGGUGGCAGCAAUCACGAAAAAUUUGGACUACUCCUUAGGUUAUGAACAUAGACAUUACAUUCGCCAAAAAGUUGCUGCUGUUGCUCCUCAAAAGAGGGCUGAAGUUUCAAUUUUGAUGCUAGCUAUUUGGCAUAUAGCAAAAAGUUACAAGUAAUGGAGCUCGACAGCUCGACAUUUUCUGCUUGCUGCAUACAACUUUGUGGCAUCUUGUGUAGAAAGAUGAGGAACGAACGAGGCUUUACUUAUCCUGCAUUUGUCUCACGAAAUGCUUCACAGCGCAAACAAACUUAUCCUGCAACAUGUAUGGAGAAGAUCUAGAUCUGCUCAAAUCUUUGGACAGAACUGUCAUGUAAUUUUGAGGCAGUGUUAUUAUUGAAAUCCUUUACCAGAGGAAUAUGAUGCAUAUUUGGCAAAAGAAGCUACGAAGAUGUUGACCGUAAACAAGUUCGUUCUCAUAGAAAUUGCUUGCACCAGAUCAUCCCAUGAUCUCGUUAUGAUAAGUAGGGGUGGCAAUACUAAACCCGACCCAACACGAAUUAGACCCGCAAAGUAUGAAUUCGGGUUGGAGUUUAUCAGGUUGGUUUUUGUAUUAUCAUUAGGAGAGGAAAUGACCGAAUAAAUCAUAUCUGGGUGGCAGCAAUCACGAAAAAUUUGGACUACUCCUUAGGUUAUGAACAUAGACAUUACAUUCUCCAAGAAGUUGAUGUUGUUGCUCCUCAAAAGAGGGCUGAAGUUUCAAUUUUGAUGCUAGCUAUUCGGCAUAUAGCAAAAAGUUACAAGUAAUGGAGCUCGACAGCUCGACAUUUUCUGCUAGCAUACAACUUUGUGGCAUCUUGUGUAGUAGGAUGAGGAACGAAUGAGGCUUUACUUAUCCUGCAUUUGUCUCAAGAAAUGAUUCACAGCGCAAAGCGCCGCAAACAAACUUAUCCUGCAACAUGUAUGGAGAAGAUCUAGAUCUGCUCAAAUCUUUGGACAGAACUGUCAUGUAAUUUUGAGGGGUAUAUGAUGCAUAUUUGGCAAAAGAAGCUACGAAGAUGUUAACCGUAAAGUAAACAAGUUAGUUCUCAUAGAAAUUGCUUGCACCAGAUCAUCCCAUGAUCUCGUUAUGAUAAGUACAUAGUAGGAUGAGGAACGAAUGAGGCUUUACUUAUCUUGCAUUUGUCUCACGAAAUGAUUCACAGUGCAAAGCGCCGCAAACAAACUUAUCCUGCAACAUGUAUGGAGAAGAUCUAGAUCUGCUCAAAUCUUUGGACAGAACUGUCAUGUAAGUUUGAGGAGAGGAAAUGACCGAAUGAAUCAUAUCUGGGUGGCAGCAAUCACGAGAAAUUUGGACUACUCCUUAGGUUAUGAACAUAGACAUUACAUUCGCUAAGAAGUUGACGCUGUUGCUCCUCAAAAGAGGGCUGAAGUUUCAAUUUUGAUUGUUGAGAAACUCAAACAAAAGAUUUUUAUCUGUUCUUUUGAUUGGAAAAAUAAUUAUCCUCUCAAUGUAUUCUAAUUGUACUUCUAGAUGCUUGCUAUUUGGAAUAUAGCAAUAUGCUACAACUAAUGGAGCUCCCCAGCUCGACAUUUUCUGCUUGUUGCAUAUAAUUUUGUGGCAUCUUUUGUAGAUGAGGAACGAACAAGGCUUUACUUAUCCUGCAUUUGUCCCACGAAAUGCUUCACAGCGCAAAGAAACUUAUCCUGCAACAUGUAUGGAGAAGAUCUAGAUCUGCUCAAAUCUUUGGACAGAACGGUCAUGUAAUUGUGAGGCAGUGUUAUUAUUGAAGUCCAGUACCAGAGGAAUGUGAUGCAUAUUUGGCAAAAGAAGCUACGAAGAUGUUAACCGUAAACAAGUUGGUUUAUGUAAUAUCAUUAGGAGAGGAAGUGACCGAAUGAAUCUUAUCUGUGUGGAAGCAAUCACGAAAAUAUGGACUACUCCUUAUGUUAUGAACAUAGACAUUACAUUCGCCGAGAAGGUGCCGCUGUUGCUUCUCAAAAGUGGGCCUAAUUUUCAAGAUUGAUGCUACCUACGGCAAAUAGCAAAAAGUUACAUUUAAUGGAGCUCCCCAGCUCGACUUUUUCUACUUGCUGCAUUCAAUUUUGUGGCCUCUUGUGUAGAUGCGGAACAAACAAGGCUUUAUUUAUCCUGUAUUUGGCUCACGAAAUGCUUCACAGCGCAAAGGAACUUAUCCUGCAGCAUGUAUGGAGAAGAUCUAGAUCUGCUCAAACCUUUGGACAGAACUGCCAUGUAAUUUUGAGCGGGCAGUGUUAUUAUUGAAGUCCAGGACCAGAGGAAUGUGAUGCUUAAUUGGCAAAAGAAGCUACGAAGAUGUUAACCGUAAACAAUUUAGUUCUCAUAAAAAUUGCUUGCACCAGAUCAUCCCAUGAUUUCUUUAUGUUAGGCAAGUAGGGGUGGCAAUAUCAAGCCCGACCCAACAUGAAUUCAACCAGAGAAGUACGAAUUCAGUUUAAAAGCGUAUCAUGGAAAUUGGUAAAGGCCUUUUCUAUCGCAAGGGUUGCAAUUUCGAUCUCCAAAUGACAAUGGAAGCUCAUGGUCUCUUUUUAUCGUAAAGGAUGGGUUCAGUUCUCUUCCAAAUUUUAGGAAAGGCAAUUGGACAGGUUAUGAUUGAUACAACCAUCGUUUUUGGGCAAGGGUUUGUUUGGCUUAAGUUCUCCUCCAAAUCAUAAAAAGCAAAGGCUUCUGUUCUCUGCAACCUCUCAGAAGAAGCACCAUGUGAAGUGAGCAGAAUUUACAUUGCUUAUGAAGCAAAAUUCUGUACAAUAUACUUCCUGGAUGGAUUUCCAUAAAGACACAAUCUAAAAGCAGCACGCCUUUAUGCCGUCCUUAUUGCUGAUUCUGGCCUUUGCAGAUUUUCUGCGGUAAACACAAAGAUAUCUAAAUAUCUAUUCCUUAUUCCAUUUUGGAUAUGCAAUUUAACAGAUUAUAAUAAACAAAUGAAAAGGACAUUGCAAAUAUUUAUACUCCAAGUUACUCUGUUGCCAUUGGAUGUUAAAAGCUUGUCUAUUCCAUUAUAGUCAAAACUGAUUGUAUCUUAUUUCGCUAUACUCUGGUAUCAUAGUUAUUACAAUGGACGUUUUGCAUGAAAUAAUAUGUGGUGCACCCUGGUUAUGUACUC